Molecule: messenger RNA, 1563 nt
Organism: Hyaloperonospora brassicae
Lineage: Eukaryota; Oomycota; Peronosporomycetes; Peronosporales; Peronosporaceae
Source: the annotation of a GenBank genome assembly
AUGGCGUCGGUCGCCAAGAUGAGCGUCGCGAUGCCGUCCGCACCACAAGCUGCUGCUGCUGCUACUACUACUACUGAUACUGCUGUCUCUUCAUCGCGACAGAUGCAGCUGCGCAUGCUGGCGCAGUACCAGGUGCUGCACACGCUCGGGUCUGGUCUCCAAGGCAAAGUCAAGCUUGGCGUGGAUCCUGUCACUCAGCAGCGCGUGGCGCUCAAGAUCAUUGACAGGGCCAAACUGCACCGGAAAGCCAUGAUCAAUGUCUACCGCGAAGUGGAAUCCAUGUCGCGCGUGUCGCACGCGAACGUGCUGCGUCUGCUUGCAGUGCACGACGGUCUAUUGUACCCAAAACGAGACGGCAGCAGCAGCAAGCAGGUGAUUGUGAUUGUCCUCGAACUGGCCGCGGGGGGAGAGCUCUUUGACUUUAUGAUGUACACGGGCUGCUUCUCGGAGAGCAUUGCGCGUGCCUACUUCCAGCAGCUUGUAGCUGGAUUAGAGGCUUGUCAUGCUCAAGGAGUGUACCAUCGAGACAUUAAGCCAGAGAACUUGCUGCUGGAUGCCAACUUUGUGCUGAAAAUUGCAGACUUUGGGCUCUCGGGACUCAAAGGAAGGGCAGAUGGAGCUGUCGUGGAGCUUUACACGCAGUGUGGCACCCGAGGAUACAUGAGUCCGGAAGUGCUGUCGUGUGUGCCGUACGAAGGAGAACCGGCCGACGUGUGGUCAGCUGGAGUAGUGCUCUUCAUCAUGCUCGCAGGCUUCCCGCCCUUUCAAAUCGCUGCUGACCAAGACUGGUGGUUUAGAGCUUGCGCGACAAAACAGUACGACGCCUUUUGGGCGGCGCAUGCUCGUUCUGGCACGUUUUCGGCUAACGCCAUGUCACUUUUGUCGCGUAUCUUCCACGUGGACCCACAAGAACGCAUCACUAUAGCAGAGAUCAAGUCACAUGCCUGGUUUAAGGAAAACGUAGUUGCAUCGGAGGAUCUGCGUGCAGAGCUCUUGAGCCGCAAACUGCAGGUGGAGAAGGAAAAGCGCAAAGAGCGCGACGAAAAGAUGCGUGUAGCUGCAACGAAACGGCUGCAGCAGCAGGACGAAGAGUUUGACCCUUUUGAUGUAGACGUUGAGCGAUCGAUGACAUUUCCGACCGCUACAGCGUUUGCGACUAUAGGGCAGAUCACGAGGAAGCCACCGUCCUACCUGGCAUCAGAUGUAGCGCUUUACACAAGUUUCCGGUCGAGCCGGACAGCGACUGAGCUGCAGAUGCGGGUGGAAAAAGCGCUGAAAGAGCAGUCGGCGCGCUUUGUGGUUCACAAGGACCGUUUUAAAACCAAGGUCACAAUGACUACUGACGCAGGGGACGUGGGAUUCGCAGUGCGCAUCUUCUCUCUCGACAAUGCCGCGGGCCAACGACUGGUGGAAUUUAGGCGUGCGAAUGGCGAGUGCCUCAAGUUCCAAGAAGCGUACAAGAAGCUGAGAAACUCGCUGUCGGACCUCAUCUGUGACAAAAACGACGAGACAGAACCGACGAACAACUCGUUUGCAGACGAAAUCGCUUCGGACAAUUCGUGA